GACAAAAAGACCGGCAUGGACCAAGUGUUGGACAUGCCCAUGUCCAGCGGUGGAGGGGUAUGUUCUCCCCAGGCCUCUCUGAAGACCUGGCUGCCUAUUCUCGUGUGGCUGCCCAGGUACCGGCUCAGCUGGCUGCAGAUGGACCUGAUUGCGGGCAUCACCGUUGGGCUGACCACCGUGCCCCAGUCCCUGGCCUACGCCGAGGUGGUCGGCCUCCCCCCCCAGUACGGAUUAUAUUCUGCAUUCAUGGGCGGAUUCAUCUACUGCAUGUUCGGAACAUCGAAGGAUGUUGUGCUGGGCCCAACGGCCAUUAUGUCACUUUUGUGUGCCCCUCAUGUGGGUCACCAUCCAGGCCAUGCUGUGCUGCUGACCUUCCUGUGUGGUGUCAUCCAGGUCAUCAUGUCUGUGUUGAGGCUCGGAUUCCUGUUAGACCACAUCUCUGACUCUGUAAUCAAAGGCUUUACUUGUGCAGCCGCUGUCACCAUUGUCUUUGGACAGCUGAAGAACAUACUUGGUAUUGGCGAGGUCCCUCAACAAUUCCUCCUGCAGCUCUACUACACAUUCCUGAAGAUCCCUGAGGCCAGGCUGUGUGAUGUUGUCAUGGGCCUACUCUGUAUCGGCACACUAGUGCUCCUUACUAGAAAGAUCCCUGCAGGUUCUGAGGACCACCCUGUGAGCAGCAAGAGGAUUCAAGGCCUCAUCUGGGGCCUUGUCACAGCCCGCAGUGCCCUAGUGGUGGUUGGCGCAACCUUCCUGGUGUAUUUUGCCGAGGUUUGGGGCUAUAAGCCCUUCACCAUGACAGGCGAGACCUCCCAGGGCCUCCCACCAGUAAAGCCUCCGCCCUUCUCUGAAAAAACUCCAAACGGCACUGUGCUUUCCUUCAGUCAAACUGCACAGAGUUUACAAGGGGGGCUGGUCAUCGUCCCACUCAUGGGCUUGCUGGAAAGCAUUGCUAUAGCCAAAGCCUAUGCCAGUCAGAAUGAUUACCGGAUAGAUACCAACCAGGAAAUAUUUGCAAUUGGACUCACCAACAUCCUGGGCUCCUUUGUCUCCUCUUAUCCUGUCACGGGAAGUUUUGGCAGGAGUGCAGUGAACUCACAGACCGGAGUGUGUACCCCAGCAGGCGGAGUUGUGACUGGCACCAUCGUGCUUCUCUCCCUGGCUUUCUUCAUGCCCCUAUUCCACUACAUCCCCAAGGCAUCCCUGGCUGCUGUAAUUAUCUGCUCUGUGGCUCCCAUGGCAGAUUACCGUGUCUUCCAGGACCUGUGGCAGAACUGCAGUCUGGACCUGCUGCCUUUCCUGGUUACCUUUCUCAUUAGUUUCUGGGAGGUGCCGUAUGGAAUUGUGGGAGGCGUGAUGGUGUCUGGGGUGAUCAAUAUAUACAAAUACAAGAAGUUUUCACACGUUCCUCUGAAGACAUUAGGACACUCAUAGAACAUUUAAGUUAUAAUGGACUUUCUCCAUUUUAAACGUGAUGUUUAUUGAAUUACAAAGAGCUAAGCGGCUGAAGGGUGCACAAUGCACAGCUACUGGUCUCUGAAAGAUGAAGUCAGAUCACUGUUGAACAGAUGUGUGUGAAUGGCAGCUAACUGCGGGAAGAACUAACCCUUGUGGAAAAAAAGAUGCAGGUUUGCGGUAACUAUAGCUGCUUCAGUGAAGUAUAAAGCUGUAAACAGACAAGAUAAACUGCUACUGACCUCAAGAAGGGCUUUUUUUUUUUUUUUUUUUUCUUUUUUGGCAAAGCCAAAAAAAGAUAAACUUAGAAUAAGGACCUUCCGCUCAGUAACUUUUGGGAUCUCUGUUUGAAAUGGGCAUUAUUUUUAUAAAAUGGUUAUUGAUACAUGGUUGUUAUUUAUAGAAUAAAUAUCUGGUUUAAACAAA
Molecule: messenger RNA, 1881 nt
Organism: Scleropages formosus (Asian bonytongue)
Lineage: Eukaryota; Metazoa; Chordata; Actinopteri; Osteoglossiformes; Osteoglossidae
Product: sodium-independent sulfate anion transporter-like
Exons: 12
Coding region: 16-1434 (472 amino acids)
Biological process (GO): sulfate transmembrane transport
Cellular component (GO): membrane
Molecular function (GO): secondary active sulfate transmembrane transporter activity
Source: RefSeq, a predicted model, not a curated record